AUGGUUCGUUUGGUGAUUGAUUGGAUUAGUCUCUCUCCAUCACCAGCAGGUCCACCGUUGACGUCCACCUCCUUGGUUCCACACCGGAGCACCACCAGCAACCAGUCGAGCACCGCCGCACCAGCAGUCAGGCCAGCGAGCACAGCACCAGCAGCCAAACACGUGAUUUGUUUAAUCGUUUGCGGUCUGUCUAUACUCUAUACCAGAGGAACAAUUUUUCUAAAAACUGUUGAUGCUUCUGAUGUUGUUAAAGAUGCCAAAGCUCUGUUUUUGUUAUUUGAUGAAGUUGUUGAAUGGGUUGGGCAUACAAAUAUUGUUCAUAUGGUUACAGACAAUGGAUCCAAUUAUGUUGCAGCUGGGAAGAUGAUUAGUGAUAAAUAUACCAAUAUUGAGUGGUCUCCUUGUGCAUGCCAUUGUUUAAAUUUGAUUUUGAAAGAUUUUGAUAAAAUGGCGUUUGUGAGUCAACUUGCAUCUCGUGCAUCGAAGAUAACUGUGUUUAUAUACAAUCAUAUAUAUUUGUUAUCUUGGUUGAGGAAAAGAGUGGGUUGGAAAGAGAUUAUUCGUCCAGCUGCGACUCGCUUUGCUACUACCUUUAUAGCAUUGGAUAGUCUCCAUGAGCAUCUGCAUGAUCUACAAGCAUUAGUGACUAGCAAGGAUUUUGUUGAUUCUAGAUAUGCAAAAGAUAAGAAAGCAAAAGUUGUUGUUGCCACCAUUCUUGAUAAUAAGUUUUGGAAUGAUGUUUUUGUUGUGGUGCAAAUUGUUAAUCCUAUUAUACGCUUGUUGCGUAUUGCUGAUUCUGAUGAAAGGCCUGCUAUUGGGUAUAUCUAUGAUGGGAUUAAUAGAGCAGAAAUAUGCAUUCAGAAGAUGUUUAGGAUGAAAACAAGAUUGCAUAAGCCUUAUACAGAUAUUAUCAGGGAACGUUGGGAUUGUCAGUUGAGAAAAAAUGUUCAUGCUGCUGCUUACUGGUUGAAUCCAGCUUUCCAAUAUGAUAGUGACAACUUUUGUAGUAAUCCUGAGGUUAUGCGAGGUCUUCUUGAUGUUAUAGAGAACAAUUUUCCAGAGAAUAUGCAGUCAAAGAUGAAUGGUGGAGGACUUUUGGUCAUAGUGCUCCAAACCUGCAAAAGCUUGCUAUUCGAAUUCUUGGACAACUUCAUCUUCGGGGUGUGA
Tripterygium wilfordii is the source of this 1167-nucleotide messenger RNA. RefSeq lists its product as uncharacterized. The record is from RefSeq and is a predicted model, not a curated record. NCBI's taxonomy places the organism in Eukaryota, Viridiplantae, Streptophyta, Magnoliopsida, Celastrales, Celastraceae. Bases 1 to 1167 code for a protein of 388 amino acids. The transcript has 4 exons.